CAGGAGUAUCAGCUGAAUUUUCUUCAGGUCAGCUGACUAUUCCCAUAUCACAGGUUUUAUCUUUUAUAUUUUUCCACUUGUGUUAAUUUUAUCUAUAAAUAUGUCCGCUAAACGAAUCGCUGGUUCUGCAAUUGAUUGGGCUAAGAUUGCUGAAAGAGUACCCGAAGCCCAAAAACCAAGCUUUUUACAAUUUAAAACCAGAUCCGAAAAUUAUUUGAGAAGGGUGAUGGUGAAUCCAGAAAAUCCCCCUAAGAUAGAUUGGACAUAUUACAAGGCCAAAGUUCCUGUACCAGGAAUGGUUGAUACCUUCCAGAAAAAGUAUGAGACUUUGCAAAUACCUUAUCCUCAAGAUAAUGUGACCCCUCUGAUUGAUGCCCAGGAAAAGGAAGUGAAAAAACAGAUAGCAGAGUUUAAAGAAGCUUCUGCUCAACGGAUAAAAGGAUAUCAAGCUGAAAUAAACCACAUUAAUUCUUUAAUUCCUUAUGAUCAGAUGACAAUGGAAGACUUCGCGCACGCCCAUCCUGACUUAGCUCUUGAUCCACUGAAUAAACCAACCUUCUGGCCUCACAAUCCUGAAGAACAAAUUGGUUAUAAGCCAGAUGAUGCUUCAAAACAAUCAUCCCAUUAGUUGUUUAUAGUAAUUUAUGCCCUUCAGGAAUCUUGAACUUGUAGUCAGCUCAACAUAAGUGAAGUGUAUUGUAAGUGAACAUGCAUUAAAUUUACAAUAAAGCUUCUGUUCUGU
Nezara viridula (southern green stink bug) is the source of this 742-nucleotide messenger RNA. The record is from the annotation of a GenBank genome assembly. NCBI's taxonomy places the organism in Eukaryota, Metazoa, Arthropoda, Insecta, Hemiptera, Pentatomidae.